Molecule: messenger RNA, 651 nt
Organism: Hydatigera taeniaeformis
Lineage: Eukaryota; Metazoa; Platyhelminthes; Cestoda; Cyclophyllidea; Taeniidae
Source: the annotation of a GenBank genome assembly
AUGAUUCUUUUUACACUGAUUUCGCGUGUUGCCGAUAGCCUUCCAUUGGUGGCCUCGGUAAAAGAGGAUACUGAGCUAAGUCGGAACCUAGUGAGUUACCAGAAUCAAGCCAAAAUGUUAAUUCGGAGACUUGUGCCAUCUUCGCCGUCGCGUUGUUCUCUCGUUGCUGGGAUAUACUACUUCCACUACCUGUUUGAAGCCGGGGUCUGUUACUUAAUCCUAACAGAGGCGAACUUUCCGAGGCAAAAGGCUUUCGCUUUCCUCGAGGAGGUCCAUAAUCAGUUUAGUGGCCAAUAUUCAAAUGAUGUUUAUACCGUUUCGCGGCCGUAUGGCUUUAUUGAAUUCGAUCGUGAAUUGCAGAAACUUCAGCAGAAGUAUACGGACACCCGUGUUUCCACCAAUGUGUCUCAGUUAAAUGUUGCAUUACAAGAUGUCCAACGAAUCAUGAUUCAAAAUAUCGACGAUGUUCUCAAGCGCGGGGAAGCGCUAACAGCCCUAGAUGCCCAGGCAACCCAUCUCUCCGAUCUCUCACGAAACUAUCGAAAUAACGCCGCAUCGCUGAACCUUCAAAGCUCAGUCGCAAAGUACUUUAUCAUCUUCAUCGUUGCUAUAAUCAUCCUCUCAUUUUUGUAUUUCCGCUUCCUUUGGUGA